GUUCUUUGAGCCGAGGGCCAGCUAGGCCUCUGUUACUGCAUGGCCCGAGGGGCUUUAUCCAAGGGCCUCACCCCUUCGACCCGUCCUCGACUGGCUCCUGGGCCCUCUUACAGUUUAGAGGGUUCUGAGUGGGGGAAGAGGCCAGAAAAACCGAAGAGAAAAUACGCCGUCCGGCCAAGAGGUGUGCGGGGCCCUGUCCCCUCCUCCGAUUGGCUAGGGGUGUCCUGUUCCCUGUCUGUGAUUGGCUGCUCCCACAAAGAUGCCGCCGGCGAGCUCAUUGGCUCCGGCCCUGUGGGCGGGGCCUCGGAAUCCUGCAGGAGAAACCAAGGAGCUGGGUGCUGCUGAGGCCUAGGUCUCCGAGCCGGCGCCUUCAGUGGCUCCGCCUGGUUUUAUUCAUAUUCUGAGGAGGGUGUGACAGGAGCCAUGGAUCCUGCAGCAUUGGUGGAAGCCGUUGUAGAAGAAGUGGCCUGUCCCAUCUGCAUGACCUUCCUGAAAGAGCCCGUGAGCAUCGACUGUGGCCACAGCUUCUGCCACAACUGUCUCUCUGGACUCUGGGAGGUCCCAGGAGAAUCCCAGAACUGGGGUUACUCGUGUCCCCUCUGCCGGGCUCCCGUCCAGCCAAGGAACCUGCGGCCUAAUUGGCAGCUGGCCAACGUUGUAGAAAAAGUCCGACGGCUAGGGCUGCAUCCAGGAAUGGGGCUGAAGGGCGACGUGUGCGAGACCCACGAGGAGCAGCUAAAGAUGUUCUGCAAAGAGGAUGGCCUGAUCGUGUGCGAGGCCUGUGGCCGGUCCCCCGAGCACGAGGCCCACAGUGUCGUGCCCAUGGAGGAUGUCGCCUGGGAUUAUAAGUGGAAACUCCAUGAGGCUUUGGAACAUCUGAGGAAAGAGCAAGAAGAGGCCUGGAAGCUGGAAGUUGGUGAGAGGAAACGAACUGCAAACUGGAAGAUACAGGUGGAAACCCGAAAGCAGAGCAUCAUAUGGGAGUUUGAGAAGUACCGGCGAUUACUAAAGAAAAAACAGCCACCAGGUCGGCGGCUGGAAGUAGAGGCCGCCGCCGCUCUGGCCAGCCUGGAGCAGGAGGAAGGGGAGACCACGCAGAAACUGGGGGUGAGUCACAACGCACUCAUCCAGCAGAGCCGGGUCCUGUGGAGGAUGAUCGCAGAGCUGGAAGAAAGGUCUCAGAGGCCUGUCCGCUGGAUGCUGCAGGGUAUUCAGGAAGUCUUAAACAGGAGCAAGUCUUGGAGCCUGCAGAGACCAGAACCAGUCUCGCUGGAGCUGAAGACGGACUGCCGUGUGCUGGGGCUCAGAGAGAUCCUGAAGACGUAUGCAGCGGAUGUGCGGCUGGAUCCAGACACUGCUUAUUCUCGCCUCAUCGUGUCUGAGGACAGAAAAUGCGUGCGCUAUGGAGACACCAAGCAGAAGCUGCCCGACAAUCCUGAGAGAUUUUACCGCUACAAUAUCGUCCUGGGCAGUCAGUGCAUCUCCUCGGGUCGGCACUACUGGGAGGUGGAGGUGGGAGACAGGUCUGAAUGGGGCCUGGGAGUGUGUAAGGAAAAUGUAGACCGGAAGGAGGUGGUCUAUUUAUCCCCCCACUACGGAUUCUGGGUGAUCAGGCUGAGGAAGGGCGAUGAGUACCGGGCAGGCACCGACGAAUACCCACUCCUGUCCUUGCCCGUCCCUCCCCGCCGGGUGGGAGUCUUCCUGGAUUAUGAGGCCCAUGAUAUCUCCUUCUACAACGUGACUGACAGCGGCUCCCACAUUUUCACUUUCCCCCACUAUCCCUUCCCUGGGCGCCUCCUGCCCUAUUUCAGUCCUUGCUACAGCAUCGGAGCCAACAACACCGCUCCCCUGGCCAUCUGCUCCCUGGACGGGGACGACUAAGAGAGCCACCAUUUUACCCAGAGGCCUUGGAAUGUCGCCUGGCCCGCAGGGGUCUUGGAGGACCCUGCCCCUGAUGAGUGUCCCCUGGAACUGAGCUGAGCCUGGAACCCAGGGAUUCCUCUGCCUGACCCAGUGGUGUGUCGCUACCGGGCCAGUCUCCCACUAAACCACUCAUGUUAAAAAGCUGAGGCUCGGCAAAAGGAGCAUCGCACCCCCGCGGGAAGUAUGACAAGGCUUUUGGUGAGGAUCACAGCGGCUCUAAGGACCAGGAUAGUGCUUUCUGCAGGUCACGCCCCUCUUCCCCGUCCCUGUCAGUGCCAUAAUUCAGUGAGGGUGAUGAAUUAGAUCCGAUCUUCAGGAAACCCAUUGGGUCAGGUUUACCGACAAGCCAGAAGAAUACUGUCCGUGUCCAGAGCUGGUUGCUGUGCUGAUAGCAGCAGGAGGAUGCUUCACCUGAGGUGUACUGAGGUGCCUCUGAGCACCCAUAUUUCACCCCAACUCUCUGACCUCCCAGCUAGAGAAAUGCAUCACCAAUUGCCCAGACCGCCCCAGUGGCCAUCUCCUCUCUGAGCACAAGCUGGGCAAGUCACUAAUCUCAGACUGUAAUGAGAGCUGUGUCCUGGUCCUGCCCUUUUCUCUAAAUGUCAGAAUCGGAAAACCUGUGCGCCUUGUUUCUAUUUUCACUUCAUGGAUGAAGAGACUGAAAUGGCCUUAGCGCAGUCAGUUAUUUCUAACAAAGCUGAUGGAAAGAAGAGUGUAUAGAUCAUAAAGUAUUUCUCACAUUCAAAUGAAACCAGACUGACAAACUCACUUCUCAGGUCACAUGUCUGCAUAUCAUUCAUUACAUUCAGGUCUGAAACACCCCAAUGUUUGAAAGAUUUUAAGUGUCCUCAAUGGGAAAAUGGGUAUAGUAACUGCAUACUCUCCUACCUCGCAGGAUUGUUGUGAAGAUCUCAGUUCCAUCCCGUACUUU
Molecule: messenger RNA, 2854 nt
Organism: Globicephala melas (long-finned pilot whale)
Lineage: Eukaryota; Metazoa; Chordata; Mammalia; Artiodactyla; Delphinidae
Gene: TRIM68
Product: tripartite motif containing 68
Biological process (GO): protein ubiquitination
Cellular component (GO): cytoplasm
Molecular function (GO): protein binding; ubiquitin protein ligase activity; zinc ion binding
Source: RefSeq, a predicted model, not a curated record